AUGGAGGCAAUGGUAAACGAUGCAUUUGGGAACUAUAGAGAGCAGGAGACUAAUAUAGACGAAUCACGACCACUAGAGGAACAAGAAGAGGAAAGCAAGGAUUCCAGUGAUUUUCAUGAGUUUAUCAAUGAUGGAAAUCAAACAUUAUAUGAAGGGAAUGAUGAAAAAGAGUUGAAUGCAUGCAAACAUUGUGGAACAUCUCGAUGGAACCCUGAGAAGAAGAAAAAACAACCUUUAAAGGUUCUACGCUACUUUCCGUUAAAACCAAGACUGCAAAGAUUGUUCAUGAGUCGUAAGACUGCAAACCACAUGAGAUGGCAUGCUUCAGAGAUUAAUAAGGAUGGGUUGAUAUGGCAUCCAAGAGAUGGCGAGGCAUGGAAGGAAUUUGAUCUAAGGCAUCCUGAAUUUGCUUCAGAUCCUAGAAACGUUCGAUUGGGACUUGCGACUGAUGGCUUUAAUCCUUUUGGUGCCAUGAGUCUUUCUUAUAGCAUUUGGCCAGUGUUCUUAACUCCGUAUAAUUUUCCUCCUUGGAUGUGUAUGAAACACACCACCUUCAUUUUAUCGAUGAUCAUUCCAAGAAAGGAGGCGCCUGGAAAUAAGAUAGAUGUUUACUUGGAACCCCUUAUAAAAGAGCUAAGUGAGCUAUGGAGUGAUGGUGUAGACACAUUUGAUGCUUCAAUUAAUGAAACUUUUAGAAUGCGGGCAACUCUUAUGUGGACAAUUAGUGACUUUCCGGGCCUAGGUAAUCUAUCUGGUUGGAACACCUAUACUGGUUUGGCUUGCCCAACUUGUAAUUUUGACACAGAGCCUUGUCGUCUCUAUCAUGGUAGUAAGUGGUGUUUUAUGGGUCAUCGUCGUUUUUUAAGCAGGAAUCAUAAAUUUAGAUUUAAUCGUGUCCGCUUCGAUGGAAGUGUUGAGGAACGAAACCCCCCAUCAAAAAAAUCUGGAUCAGACAUUUUGAGAUGCGUUAAUGAGGCACAACAAAAGAUAUUUGGGUUGAAAAGUCAUGAUUGUCAUAUUAUAAUGGAAGAAUUGUUGCCAUUUUCUAGACGCAAAUUAUUGCCAAAUAAUGUUACAGCAGUCUUGGUGGAGUUAUGCUCAUUUUUUAAAGUUCUUUCUAAUAAAAGUCUGGACAUGUCAGAGCUUCAAAUUCUCCAAGAUCGCAUAGUGAUUACACUCUGUCACAUGGAAAUGAAAUUCCCUCCUUCAUUCUUUACAAUUAUGGUUCAUUUAACUGUUCAUCUUAUAGAGGAAGCUAAACUUGGAGGUCCGUCUUUUGGACGUAACAAGGCUCGACCUGAAGGUUCUAUAGCUGAAGGCUACUUAGCUGAAGAGUCUCUUACUUUUUGUUCUCGAUACCUCGAUGAUAUUGAGACUAGAUUCAAUAGACCUAGGCGUGUUUGUGAUGACCCAAAGGAGAACGAGUCUUCCUCUGCAUCAUCUAUCUUUCCUCAUCUUGGUAAACCAGUAGGAGCUUCAUCAACAUUCACUUUAACUCCAAUGGAAAAGUUACAAGCUCAUCGAUAUGUGCUUCUAAAUUGUGAAGUAGUCGCGCCAUUUAUUGAGUGA
This is a messenger RNA of Vicia villosa (hairy vetch), 1569 nucleotides long. RefSeq lists its product as uncharacterized. The record is from RefSeq and is a predicted model, not a curated record. The coding region runs from base 1 to 1569 and encodes 522 amino acids. The transcript is spliced from 4 exons. NCBI's taxonomy places the organism in Eukaryota, Viridiplantae, Streptophyta, Magnoliopsida, Fabales, Fabaceae.